This is a messenger RNA of Camarhynchus parvulus, 552 nucleotides long. Its product is annotated as serine/arginine repetitive matrix protein 3-like. The transcript is spliced from 3 exons. The record is from RefSeq and is a predicted model, not a curated record. NCBI's taxonomy places the organism in Eukaryota, Metazoa, Chordata, Aves, Passeriformes, Thraupidae. Bases 1 to 552 code for a protein of 183 amino acids.
AUGGCGUGGGGGGCGUGGGGGGACUCGGAGCGGCGGCGCGGCGGCAGUGCCGAGCACGGACAGACCCCGGGCGGCUGUGGGGAAUCCCGAGCCCGCCGCCGGCGCUCAGAGCCGCGGGGCCGAACGAGCGCGCGGAGUGGGGCGGGGUCGAGGCGGCGGCACACGGCGCCCCCUUGCGGCGCGGAUCCGCGGCUUCCCCGGCGCUUCGCGGGGCGAGGAGAGCGCGUGAGGGAGGAGCGGCUGUGGGCGCCGUCCCGUCACUGGUAUCGCGCCCCGGCUCCUCACCCGCAGGCACCGUCCCGUCACUGGUAUCGCGCCCCGGCUCCUCACCCGCAGGCACUGUCCCGGCACCGGCACCGCGCCCCGGCUCCUCACCCGCAGGCACCGUCCCGGCACCGGCACCGCGCCCCGGCUCCUGACCCGCAGGCACCGUCCCGUCACUGGCAUCGCGCCUCGGCUCCUCAGCAGCCCCGGAGAGCCGUGCGGAGCCUUGGCUUUUCCCGUCAUUGGGAAGAGACAAUGGAAGAAAAUAUGUCAGGAAAUUGUGAAUAA